AACGUCGUGCAAUCCGAUGUUGGUGCUAUUGAAGGAAUUCCCUGGGGGAAAGUAUCAGAUUGCCUCUGAACGCAUUCCACCUAGUACACACAAGAUGGGUUCUGCUACAUGGACCGGGGUGGGCCUUGACCACUACGUAUCUCAUAACAGCAGUGCGACAGAAGCUUUUAUCAUUGGAAUGACUCUGCAAACCGGAUGCCAGUUGAAUUUAAAAGCUAUCUGGCCGCAAGUCGCCUGGGUAAUGCUGCAAGGCAGUACACCAGAUGUCUUACAGAAGUUUUCCUAUGGUGCUGCGCUGGAGCCUCCUGUCACGAUGACCAUCCGUGCAUCCAGUGCGUGCAACCAGGCUACAUGUGACAACUGCCAAACACUCUAUCAAAGCUGUCCUGCAUUAGGAGCUACUGGUAAAAAUCGCUAUCAAUACUAUUGUGGUACUGCAUCUAACUACACGUGUCCAACCUCAACCUCAACGGAAGUUUUAGUUUCUGGAUCUUCACAACAUGCAAGUUCGCCACCGCCAGGAUCAUCCAAGCGUGGAUCACCAAGUCCUACAGAAGCGGUGGAUAGGGUCAUAAUGCUUCCCGGGACAGGGCAAUCAAGCGGACUUACUAUGGGCUUCAAUAUUCCCUUGCUUCUUCUCACCCUCUCCAUUCUACUCGUACUUCUGUAUCGAAUGAAGCGCGAAUCUCUCUCAGCACGCGGCCACUCUCGACAAGAAAAAAGAGAAGCGGUAGGCUUGCCGACUCCAACACCACCUCCGCCUGCUACAGCCCGCCCCGAACAAUGCCGCCAAGUAGCAACUGACACGUCCGAGGGUCCAUACUAUAUUGACGCUGUAGACUCGAUGAGCGCGAACGUCACGCCCAAGUCCUGUUCCAUGACUAAUGGCAGAAUGUCGGAAUUUGUCCAUGUGCAGUCGUCCACGGCACCAGCUAAUAAUAGUGAACAAACCCAAGAUUCGCUGUAUGCUGAUCUGGAGACAACUGAAAAUUCCAGUGUUGAUGCGCAAGAACGUCACUACACGCUACUAUCUAAGCGUACACGAGCACAUCGCAACCCUUACGAAGGUCUUCGUUCCCAUAGCCGUGACCUUGCCAGCGGGGAAUCCCGUGUUGACGCCAAGCCUGAUGAUGAUACGUUGGUUAUCGGCAAUACCGCCCGCUCACUGGAGUACAGCACAGCGUCUGCUCCCGUCACACACGUUAUUUACACUCCUGUACUAGUGAGUGACUGCGUCGACGCUGUUCCUGAAGCUUGACCAACUACUCAAUUAUAACGUGCCCAGUCACCUCAGAUCCUAAUACAACAAACAACAACGCCCAGAGCAGCAAAUUCACGACGCAAAUACCCCUGCGGAUAAGCGACCAACGAGGCUAUUGAUUCCAAAGCAAGUGAUAUAAUUAUGAUUUUUUUGUCCAACCACUACUGCAGUUCACCCUGCUACGCGCAGUACAACCUCUCCUCUAACGAAAACAGCCAUAGUACCUCAAGCAACUUCUAGCCCUACUCCAUCGACCACCUCCACAAGACCUUCAUCGUCUGCCGUUACUAAUCUACGGACUACCUCCGACACAGUUGCUGCGGCUACAGUCUCACCAUCAACCACGCCUCGGGUUACAAAGGCCUACUCCGAAUCGUCUCCUCUUUCCAAUGCCUUCCUAUCUUUUAUUAUGAUUAUCAUGGACACCAGUGCCUAUUCAAACUAGUUUAGUGUUGUUCACUUGACUCAUUGCUGUUCUGCCAAUGAUUAUCUGGUUGUCUGGACAACUGUGGCAGAUCAAUUAAAUUUUGUCAAUUGGAUCCCGCACGUUUCUUUAGGCGUACGGAUGUGCCUUCCCGUUACACCGAUCCACGCCUCUGUAACAGCUUACAUUAUAGCUUCUCUUAGUAUUCCUGGCUAGAGUUGUAUUGUAGUUUUGAUUGGAGUGAUAUCUGAUAUCUCUGCUGACUGCCUAGUCUACAUGAUCAGGGCAGCCAGCUUGCACCGCCAGCACAGUAGGGUGGCGAAUACAUUUCUGCCGUAGGCAGGCCAUAUGGCAUUUUAAGACCAAUGGUAAAUAGCACUGCACUAUGUUCUUUCAAUUUUGCGACUCUUGCAGUGACUUCAAACCUGUCUUCAAUCGUGUGCAUGGCACAUUAUACACAAUUGUGCCAUUGUUCAGUACAAUUAAUGCAAAGGC
Messenger RNA from Sycon ciliatum, 2180 nucleotides. RefSeq lists its product as uncharacterized. Lineage: Eukaryota; Metazoa; Porifera; Calcarea; Leucosolenida; Sycettidae. The record is from RefSeq and is a predicted model, not a curated record. The transcript has 2 exons. Bases 17 to 1258 code for a protein of 413 amino acids.